Messenger RNA from Momordica charantia (bitter melon), 1114 nucleotides. RefSeq names its product CTTNBP 2 amino-terminal-like protein. The record is from RefSeq and is a predicted model, not a curated record. NCBI's taxonomy places the organism in Eukaryota, Viridiplantae, Streptophyta, Magnoliopsida, Cucurbitales, Cucurbitaceae.
CUCUCUCUGUUUUUGGGGCCUAUAUUACAAGUUCAGUGACUGCUCAAUUUCUUGACAACAGCGAAAAGCCUUAACUACUGCCAAUACUUUUUGUACUACUCUCGAUCCAAUCCCUCCACUUCUCUCUCUAAUUAAGCUGCCAUGAGCUACAAGAGCAGCUAUGUCGAAACGGGGAAACUUCUCUGAAACCUUUCGGCAUCAUAUGGGUGAAGAAGACUAUGGAUGGUCCCCAAUUGGGGCUCCUCUAGACCUGCACAGAGAGGACCACUGGAGGCAUUUCGACAACUCAGUCGACGCCGUCUCUUUUGGGUUUGUUGCUACCGCCAUUCUCGUCUCUAUGUUCUUGGUCAUGGCCAUUUUCGAAAGGUUUUUGCGACCUGCUCCCACGGCUUUCUCUCACACCGCUGGCCGGAGCCACCUUGACCCCGAGGCGCAGGUGAGGUUUGCGGGAAAGCUUGGCCAUCCCUCGCCUAAAAUGACUGUUUAUUCCUGUGGAGUUUCAGUGCUGAUGCCAGGAGAUCAUAUACCUACGUACAUCGCCCACCCGGCUCCUGUUCCCUGUCCUCCCGAACGCAUUCCAUGGCCACAGCAUCAACACAACACCACAUCCUAUGCCACCACCAGUUCCCAUCUCACUGAAAACUCAAGUUCCCUAUGAGAUCAAAGAAACCAAGCAUGGAAAAGAGGUCUGUUCUGUAAAAACUCUACUCAGUGACGAUUUAUUCAAGCAAAACUAAUCUCCAGAACCCAGUAGUCAGAAAGGUACCAUAUUUGAGGCUGUUUUUCCCCCCCACUUCCAGAGGUUCUUAUUCUGUACAUACGCUCACAGCCCACCUUGCUUUACCUCCUCUGACUACAUUGCCCUAUUUCAAAGUAGCUUGUUUCACAUUCUUAUGCCUUCUACAAGGUUCAGUUUUUAUCCCUUUUUUUUUUGGCCCUUCAAAUUUGGCUUGAUCACCUUAGCAAUCAAAUAGAUAUCUUAGUUUGUGAGCAAGUGGUGCAAUGUAAAAUGGUAUUCGAGUAUGAGCGGAAUUGAAACUGUCUAGAUAUGUAUGAAACUUGUAUUCGUUUCUUCUAUAUUCUAUGAUUGUCCAAUCUGUUUCUACCUCUUAAA